Molecule: messenger RNA, 1628 nt
Organism: Macadamia integrifolia
Lineage: Eukaryota; Viridiplantae; Streptophyta; Magnoliopsida; Proteales; Proteaceae
Exons: 9
Coding region: 266-1261 (331 amino acids)
Biological process (GO): proteolysis
Molecular function (GO): metalloendopeptidase activity; ATP binding; ATP-dependent peptidase activity
Source: RefSeq, a predicted model, not a curated record
AAAAAAUGGGGAACACUUUAUCUUUAUGGGCAAAAUUUUGUGGAUUGUUAAAUGAUGCUUAUCUUCAUGGAGCUGGGUGAAGUGGAAUUCUCCCCUCCCCACGCUCUUAUGCUCAAGAAAUGGUUGCAGUGAACUCGUUUCUUGACAGUCGAUACUAAUUUGUGCGGUGGAGACUGUAGAUUGGCGAAGAACUCCAGGAAGAUCUUCAUACGAAACCGUGAGAGAUUUCCGAUAUUGUUGUCUGACCGCUUGGUUGGUUGUGGGUAUGGGUUUAGCGGUUCACGGUGGUGGGUUGUUGGUCUACCCUCGAGUAAGAGUUCGUGUGCGUAGGACUGUAGGUUCUUCUCAAUCUGUUUCGCCAUUGCAAGUUUUGGAACAAGUUGAUAAGCAUCUAGAAAAGGGGGACGACAGGCUUGCGCUAUCUCUCGUCAAAGAUUUGCAGGGAAAGCCUGGUGGUCUCCUUGGCUUUGGUGCAGCGAGGCAGAUUCCCCAAAGACUUUAUAGUUUGGAUGAACUAAAAUUGAAUGGCAUAGAUACUCAGUCUCUUCUAUCACCUGCGGAUGCAACACUGGGUUCAAUAGAAAGAGCUCUUCAGCUUGCUGCUGUUUCAGGAGCAUUUUCUGCGUGGGCUGCUUUUGGGUUUACCCAACAACAAAUUCUAUUUUUGUCUCUGGGAUUCUUGUUUCUAUGGUCAGUUGAUGCUGUCUCUUUUAACGGAGGAAUUGGAAGCUUGGUUCUUGAUACAAUUGGUCACACACUCAGUCCAAAGUAUCAUAAUAGGGUCAUUCAACAUGAAGCUGGUCACUUCUUGAUAGCCUACUUGCUUGGAGUACUUCCAAAGGGAUAUUCACUGUCAAGUUUAGAAGCUCUGAGGAAAGAAGGCUCCCUUAAUGUUCAAGCAGGGACAACAUUCGUGGAUUUUGAGUUUCUUGACGAAGUUAAUACGGGUAAAGUGUCUGCAAAGAUGUUGAACAGGUUCUCAUGUAUUGCUCUAGCAGGCGUGGCGACGGAGUACAUCUUAUUUGGAUACUCUGAAGGAGGUCUUGCUGAUAUUGUCCAGUUGGAUGGGUUACUCAAGAGCUUAGGUUUCACACAAAAGAAGGCUGAUUCUCAAGUGAGAUGGGCUGUAUUAAAUACCGUCCUAAUUUUGCGCCGUCAUAAAAAAGUCAGGUCAAAGCUAGCUGAGGUCAUGUCAAUGGGAAGUUCAGUAGGUUUUUGUAUUCAAGCCAUAGAGAAAGCCAUAGAUGCUGCAGACAUUUAGUGGCAAGUGGGUAGCAAUUCAAUGUUGCUGACAAUGCCAAAGAUUUAGAGUCCUUGAAGGUUUUGUCAGGUUCUUUGAUGGCUGUUAAGGAAAGGCUGCUUAUGGAAAUCAAAUUCUUGCCCCACUUCUUGUUCAUGCUGUCAUUUAUUGGUUUUCUAAAUUUUAGUCUAAUCUCAUUUUCCUUGUAGGGAUAUACAGCUUUAAGAACCUGGUUGUAUACAAUGUUAUUGUGGUUGUAAUAACAUUUUAAGGGUUUAUUUGGUUAGAACUUAGAAGUGGGAUGAGUGAAAACUGGGAAAAGUGAUGUAAUUUUCUCACUUCUAAUAUCUACAAAAAGGCCUCAUAAACAUUUCUUCUGUUCAUUUUG